AUGAAUGCUUCCUCCGAGAAAUUACAGCCUCAUGGGUCCUUGAAAUCCUCCAUUGAGGACCGACCUGGACGAUUGAGUGGUGGGGAAUUGGGGGCACGUCUACCAAAGAGUCCCGAGACUGCGCUCAAAUAUUACGCACAAUACCUGUCUCCCUUUGAACAGUCCGAGAUUCGUCAGUAUCCCGAGAUUUAUUUCAUCGGUCCGCACGCCCAGAAACAACAAGCCACGCUGGAUGACCCGACCAACAAUUAUGGCUACGACGAUAAAAAUGGCGAUUACUUGAUCACUAUGCAAGAUCACUUGGCGUAUCGAUAUGAAAUCUUGGAUAUCCUCGGUCGUGGAUCGUUUGGCCAAGUGAUGAAAUGUUUCGAUCACCGAACGGGCUCUAUUGUGGCCCUGAAAAUGAUUCGAAAUAAUAAACGAUUCCACGCACAAGCGGUCACCGAAGUCAAACUCUUGAAAAGACUGAUUAGCUGGGAUCCCGAAGACAAAUAUCAUACGAUCCGCAUGCUGGAUUAUUUUCAUUUCCGAAAUCAUUUGUGCAUUGCAUUUGAAUGCCUUAGUAUCAACCUUUAUGAAUUCAUUAAGAGCAAUAAUUACCAAGGGUUCAGUCUCAGCUUAAUUAAGAGAUUCACGAUUCAACUUUUACGGACGCUGUGUCUGUUGCAGAAGCAUGGGGUUAUCCAUUGUGAUUUGAAACCCGAGAAUAUUUUGCUCAAACAGCCAGCUAAAACUGUGAUCAAAGUCAUUGAUUUUGGCAGCAGUUGCCUCGAAAGUCAAAAAGGCGAGUAUUCGGUGCUGAACAAAGUAAAAAGGCGCGAUGCUGACAUCUCUAUAGUGUACACGUACAUCCAAAGCCGUUUCUACCGUGCUCCCGAAAUUAUCCUGGGCAUGGAUUAUACGAUUGCGAUCGAUAUGUGGAGCUUGGGAUGUAUUUUGGCCGAACUGUAUACGGGAGUACCGCUCUUUCCCGGUGAGAACGAACAGCAACAACUUGCUUGCAUUUUGGAGAUCCUGGGACUACCGAAGCAUUACCUUAUUGAAAAGAGUUCGCGGCGACAUGUUUUCUUUGACGGGUUUGAUCAUCCACGCCUGAUUGCGGAUUCCAAAGGGCGAAAACGAAGACCGGGAAGCAAGACAUUGUCGGACGCACUACGUUGCAACAACAGUUUAUUUGUGAACUUUAUCGAGCAGUGCCUUGACUGGGAUCCCGAGACGCGAAUGCGACCCAAUGAAGCCUUAUAUCACGAAUGGUUGUGUGAAAGCGCGUGAUCGGGUUUGCGUAAAACCUUGCCGUGAACAUGAUUUUCACUAUUCCUUCAAUGUGUACACAUAAAAGCAAUUUAAUUUUUCAUUUCAUUAUUGUUGUUUGUUAAUUUCCUUUGAUAGAUACCAUUCUUUAUCAAAUGAUACAAUCCUGAUUAUGCUUCUACCCAAAUUUG
Radiomyces spectabilis is the source of this 1442-nucleotide messenger RNA. Its product is annotated as kinase-like domain-containing protein. The coding region runs from base 1 to 1272 and encodes 423 amino acids. The record is from RefSeq and is a predicted model, not a curated record. Lineage: Eukaryota; Fungi; Mucoromycota; Mucoromycetes; Mucorales; Radiomycetaceae. Gene Ontology annotation, biological process: peptidyl-threonine phosphorylation; peptidyl-serine phosphorylation. The transcript has 7 exons. Gene Ontology annotation, molecular function: protein serine/threonine kinase activity; protein serine/threonine/tyrosine kinase activity; ATP binding.